CUAGAAAAGAAAUUGAUGCGCGCCGUGCGCGCGCAGUUAUUAUUCCAUUCCAUGUUUCUUAACAUGGCAGGUCGCAGUGGGUUUGACGAUGGUAAUCUGAGGGACUACGGAGGCGGCAGACGGACGGCGGGCGGGCGAACGCUCCCGACUGAACCUCCGUACAAGGCCUAUGUUGGAAACUUACCCGGUGGCAUCAUCCAAGGCGAUAUUAACAGAAUCUUUCCAGAUUUAUCUAUCAAAAAUGUCAGGCUGGUUAUGGAUAAGGAAACUGACAAAUUCAAAGGCUUCUGCUAUGUGGAAUUUGAAUUUUUGGAACAUUUGAUUAAGGCAAUUGAAAUGAAUGGAGUUCUCAAUGUAGAUGGUAAAUUUAUCAAAAUUGAUGUUGCUGAAGAAAAAAGAAACGAUAGGGGUGGUGGAUUUGACCGGGGCCGCCGCGACGGGCGUGAUGGCGGGCGCGACGGCGGGCGCGAUGGUCGAGGAGGCGGCGGGUUACGCCGAGACGGCGGCCGUGAUCGUGAGCAGGGAGAGCAGCGUGGGAGCGCUGGUACGAGUGGCGAGCGGUGGGCUGAGCGUGGGGGCGAGCGCGGGGGUGAGCGUGGGGGCGACCGCGGCGGCGAACGUGGGGGCGACCGCGGCGGCGAGCGUGGGGGCGAGCGCUGGAGCGAGCGCGGCGCGCGGGGUGCGAGCGAGGAGGCGCGCAGCGGGGACUGGGGACGCAUGGGCCGCUCCGGGGCCCCACCAGCGCCGCGCCAGCCGCCACGGCGCAACUUAGACGAACCGCCCGCUCCUCCGAGAUCAGACACGUCGGGAAGGCCGAAGUUGGUGCUGGAGCCGCGGACGGUGAAGGAGCCUGUCAACUCGCUGGCGUCGACCAGUCAGGCCUCAUCAAUAUUUGGCGGCGCAAGGCCGCGAGAGGAACGGCUCAAAGAGCUGAAGGGCGAGUAAACCAGCUCCUUUCCUCUCUAUCCCCACACCCUAAGCCAACCCUCUCCUGUGUGUAUAUGUAUCGAUCAGAUACCCCUCCCCCUUACUUAUAAUCUGUUGCAAUCCAAUUUGAAUUAGAGGCAAAUUGAUUCUAUGUUAUUUAUAAAAUUUAAUAAACUGUGUAAGGGACUGUUUACGGAAAAGUAUGGCAGUUUUGGUGCAGAAAUAUAAUUGGAAAACUUAAUAUUAAGUACAUAUUUUAAUGUUGUCCUUUUUUUUGCAAAUAUGUCGGGCUCAAAGUCUUGUAAUAAAUUGAUUUUAUAUUUCGAAAAAAAUACAAAAAAAAAUGUACCCGAAACGCGUCGGCGUUUCUAGGUUUUCGCCUGUUAUCAACAAAGAGGUAAAGAAUUGUAUGUUUUCUGUAGACUGCACCUUACACCCUGUGUUGUAAUACUUUACAACAUUUUUAUAAGAUUAAACAGUGUGCGCGUAAGUCUUUGGCUGCGUCUGAGGAGCGAUAAGGUUUAAAGAGGAAAAUAUUGGGAAUUAACGCGGCAUUAUUCAUAACAGAGUUAGCGUUUAGUGCAAGGAACAGAGUGCACGCGAUCAGUGAUUAAUAUGAAGUUUUGUGUAUUUUUAUUUCUAUAUCUAUACAUAAUAUAUCUACGAUGAAAUCAAAAACAAAUUGUAAGAAAUUAUGUUUAUAUUUAUUUAUGAUGCCGACUUUUAAGUUAGAACGAAUAAAGUAAUGCAGACUUAAAAAUCUCAAUUUUUAUUAGUUAUCUUCAUCGAUGGAUUCCGCUUUAAAUUAUAAAGAUACGUAGACCGCUUUCGGUUCUGAUUCACCGCUCAUAUAUCUCAAGAUGGCUGACGAUUUACGCGCACUAUACAAUCAGAGAAUAACUUAAUUAUUAGGGCAUAAACCUAGCCUCUACACCAAAAUUCACCUAUCAGUAUGGAUCUGAAGAUUUCGUGAUCAGUCAGGUAUUUUGAUGCUCUAUUGUAAAGUUAACAAAACAUCCUUAUUUUAUUUUUUAAUAAACCGUCAAUACACUUUACGUAUAAAUUUAAGGUGUUAAAGAAAUUAUAAGUUAUUAUAUUUUCGUAAUUUAUAUAUAAGUGUUUCAGUUAUGUUUAAACGAAAACAACAACCAAAGAUACCCGCUGACUGAUCCGUACAUGUUCCUGUGGCACGAUUAUGUCUUUAGAAAUCAAAAUCUCAGUAUAUAGCUUA
Pararge aegeria (speckled wood butterfly) is the source of this 2158-nucleotide messenger RNA. It is a transcript of the gene eIF4H1, whose product is annotated as eukaryotic translation initiation factor 4H-like. Gene Ontology annotation, molecular function: RNA binding. The record is from RefSeq and is a predicted model, not a curated record. The transcript is spliced from 6 exons. Bases 16 to 945 code for a protein of 309 amino acids. NCBI's taxonomy places the organism in Eukaryota, Metazoa, Arthropoda, Insecta, Lepidoptera, Nymphalidae.